AUGUUCCUUGCAAGCCGCCACCUUGUAUCCCCAACGUCCAGCCGCUGCCACCACUCCCUUGACGCCGCCUUGAACGGCCGAGAGUCGCCGCCGCUGCACCCACUGUCGACGAAGUCGGGAACCCCGAAGCCAACCCUGUAUGCUGCUGUUUCCCGCGAUAGUGAAGACCGACAUUGUGUGGCCGCUGUAGCAUCUUCUUCUCCGCCACUACUGCGUCUACUAAUCGAUUUCAUAGGUUUCUUUUGUGGGGAUGACUUUGGGCUCUAUAUAACAACAUCUUCAUUCUACUUCAAGACUUACCAAAUAGCUUUAGGAGUAGCACCUGCACUAGCAACAACGGGCAUCAUCGCAUUCUGUUGUAUAUAGCAGGGUUUUCAAUAGGAAUGGGAGCAGCUCUAUGGGUUAUAAUGCUAGAUGUGUGUAGAUAUAUGGAUGUAGAGGUGUAAAAGACAAGAAUAGGGAUUUAUAGUUGUCACCUUCAACUAUGGUACAUUCUAGUCUUUAUUUUAAUAUAUAUUGGUCAACUGUGGCAUUAGUAUCUUGUGAAGUAAUUAAUUGGCCAAUGGCAAUAAUCAAUUACAAAUCAUAUGUGAUUUGUGUGAAUUGACAUAAUAUUUUAGUAAUUAAUUGGAAGCGUAUAACUGCGU
Messenger RNA from Lactuca virosa, 647 nucleotides. The record is from the annotation of a GenBank genome assembly. NCBI's taxonomy places the organism in Eukaryota, Viridiplantae, Streptophyta, Magnoliopsida, Asterales, Asteraceae.